GAAAUAUCUGCGCGCGCGCACACACACGUUGGUAUAGGAAGGAGUGACUCCCCACAGAGAACAACAAGCCCACAGCGAGCGGCUUCCUUAUCCGGUUGCGGCCUCUUCGUCCAUGGGAAGCGAGUGCAAGGGCCACCAGCCGCAGGACGACGGCGGCGUGGCGCCGUUCGUGGCCAAGACGUUCCACAUGGUGAGCGACCCGGCCACGGACGCCGUCGUGUGCUGGGGCGGCGCCAGCAACACGUUCCUCGUCCUCGACCCCGCCGCCUUCUCCGACUUCCUCCUCCCCUCCUACUUCAAGCACCGCAACUUCGCCAGCUUCGUCCGCCAGCUCAACACCUACGGUUUUCGCAAGGUUGACCCGGACGUGUGGGAGUUCGCGCACGAGUCGUUCCUGCGCGGCCAGGCGAAGCUGCUGCCGCUGAUCGUGCGCAAGAAGAAGAGAGCCGGCGCCGGCGCGGCGGGGAGGGAGCUGUGCGAGGAGGAAGAGGAGGUGCGGGGAACGAUCCAGGCGGUGCAGAGGCUGCGGGACGAGCGGAGGGGCAUGGAGGAGGAGCUGCAGGCCAUGGACCGCAGGCUCCGCGCGGCGGAGAACCGGCCGGGCCAGAUGAUGGCCUUCCUCGGCAAGCUCGCGGACGACCCGGGCGUGGUGCUACGCGCCAUGGUCGCCAAGAAGGAGGAGCUGGCUGCGGCCGGCGCCGGUGGCAAGUAUUCAAGCCCGGAUAAGAGGAGGCGGAUCGGGGCCGACGCCGGACGCGGAGCUGACGCUGCGGAUCAGGCGGCCCAGAGCAGGGCCGUGCCGUUCCCCUUAUCUAAUCUGGGACAGGUGUUCUACUGAUAGACCUUGGGAGCCGAGAGUUGAUAGAUAGGUGUACACGUGUGAUGUUUUGGUGUUUAUGUAUGUUUAUAUGUAUGUACAGUGUACUUCCCCUCGGCAUAGUUGCUAUCUGACCGUCUAAUUGCCGCCAUAGUAGUCACUCCACCCACGAGUUUUAGCAUUUAGAAAUGUAUUUUUUAAAGUGGGUUCAUAUAUACCGAGUUCGCCGAUGCAUUUUUCCUUCA
Messenger RNA from Triticum aestivum (bread wheat), 1062 nucleotides. Its product is annotated as heat stress transcription factor C-1b. Gene Ontology annotation, molecular function: RNA polymerase II cis-regulatory region sequence-specific DNA binding; DNA-binding transcription factor activity. The record is from RefSeq and is a predicted model, not a curated record. The transcript is spliced from 2 exons. Gene Ontology annotation, cellular component: nucleus. Bases 113 to 838 code for a protein of 241 amino acids. Gene Ontology annotation, biological process: cellular response to heat; regulation of transcription by RNA polymerase II. Lineage: Eukaryota; Viridiplantae; Streptophyta; Magnoliopsida; Poales; Poaceae.